Molecule: messenger RNA, 1102 nt
Organism: Bubalus bubalis (water buffalo)
Lineage: Eukaryota; Metazoa; Chordata; Mammalia; Artiodactyla; Bovidae
Gene: NHLRC4
Product: NHL repeat containing 4
Exons: 1
Molecular function (GO): protein binding
Source: RefSeq, a predicted model, not a curated record
GGCCGUGACGGCAGCCCAGCGCCUGCUCCCAGGCCUCCUGUUUGGACUUCCUGGGCCUCCCCGACCAGCGCAUCAGCCACGGCCUGGGGACGGUGCCCCGCACUGGACCUUCCUGGAGGACCUGCCUGCUGCCGGCGGCCCCGGCUGCUUGGGCAGAUCCCAGCGCCUCCCGCGGCUACCGGGGGACCCCGGGGCCUGCACUGCUCCCCAGAUGGCCUGCUCUUCCUGACAGCGGGUGCCGCACCCUGCGUCCACGUGCUGGACCUCGAGGGACGCUCCAUUUGCCACCUGCCCUGCUACGUGCCAGGGGCUGGGGCUUUUGUACCGGAAGAUGUGGUGGCGACAGCUGCUGGGCUCGUGGUGGUCAGUGACCUGGUCCACGGGGCUGUCCGUGCGCUCCAGCACACCACCCGAGCCCCUCAAGGCCGCUGGGUGACGGUGGGCUCCUUCUCCGCCCCCCGGGGGCUGGCUGUUGAUGCCUUCGGCCGCCUCUUGGUGACAGACUACGUGCCUGGGGCUGUGCACAGCUUCACACUGGGCCCUGACUUGGCGCCACUGGCCCCUGCCUCCCUGCUAGGCCUGGAGGGCCCCUGCUGGGUGGGCCUGGCGCCCGACGGGGGCCUGGCUGUGAGCGAGGAGUUUGGGGAUGUACGGCUGUUUGGCAGUGCCCGCCAGCCCCUGGGCUCCCUGGGGGACCUGACCGGGCACCCCUUUGGCAGCCCGGCAGGUGUGUGCACUGACGCAGCGGGCGGUGUCAUUGUGGCGGACCAGCGGCGGCGCCAGGUGACCCUGUUCCGCCAGGCCAGGGCGCCCCUCUGCCUGGUUUCCGAGGGGCUGAGGCGGCCCCUGGGUGUGGCCUGUGGGCCCCAGGGCCAGCUGCUGGUGGCAGACGCAGAGGACGGCGACAUCAAAGUGUACCAGUCCCACCUGGAGUUGGACUGAUACUGUGGGCUUGAACCGCAGCGCCCCUCUCUGUGCGUGGCGUAGCCCCCUGGGUCCGGACCAUGAUGGAAGGAAUGUUCAGGUUUCUCAGGGUUCUCCUGGCCGUGGGCCUCGCCCUCCUGACCCUGGACAUUUGCUGACAGUCCUGAGCCCCGUCAUA